This is a messenger RNA of Xiphias gladius (swordfish), 1022 nucleotides long. RefSeq names its product immunoglobulin lambda-1 light chain-like. Lineage: Eukaryota; Metazoa; Chordata; Actinopteri; Istiophoriformes; Xiphiidae. The transcript is spliced from 5 exons. The record is from RefSeq and is a predicted model, not a curated record. Bases 158 to 883 code for a protein of 241 amino acids.
UUAUGAAUGUAAUGUGAGUUGAGUGUUGAACCUCCUCCUCCUCCACUUCUCCUCUCCUCAGUGUCUUUAUAAGCUUCAGUCUCUCUUCUCCUCACACUCCAACCCUGCUCACCUCUCAGCUGGACAGUGAGGGACGUUUCCACCACACACCGACAACAUGCUGGGGACCCUCUGCGCUCUCAUCACUGCUCUAACAUAUGUUGAUGCAGUGGUAGUGCUGACCCAGACGCCCGCUGUCCACACAGUUUCUACAGGACAGGAGGUUGUUCUCAAUUGCAACAUUCAGAGAUACGAUGGAAAUUACGUGCAUUGGUAUAAACAGGUUCCUGGUGGGGUUCCGCAGUUUGUUCUAAGAAGUCAAUAUACUGACAGUUCACCCAGCUUUGGAUCAGGAUUCUCCUCAGAUCGAUUUGACUGUAAAACCUCGUCAAACGUAGAUUACCAGUUCAUCAUUAAGAGGACAGAGGCAGGAGACUCUUCUGUCUAUUACUGUUACACGUGGGACAACUCUGCUUCUGCAGCGGUAUUCGGACCAGGCACCAAGCUGAUCGCGACAAGCUCCAGCUUCGCUCCUCCCGUCCUGACAGUCUUCCCUCCGUCCAGUGCUGAGCUCCAGUCCAGCAAAGUCACACUGGUCUGUCUGUCCAGUCAGUCUGUGCCUUUUGCAGAUGUGACCUGGUCGGUUGGUGGGAGUCCAGUGAGCAGUGGGAUCUCUACCAGCGCCGCUGUUCGGCAACCGGACCAGACUUUCCAAAUCAGCAGCUAUCUGGCCAUCCAGACCUCAGACUGGAACAUGGAUAAGCUUUACACAUGUAAAGUGUCUCUGGGCUCCCAGACUUCAGACAAAAACAUCAACAAGUCACAGUGUCCCACUGAAGAAUAGCAGAGGAGCAGAAUGACCAUUUCAAAUCUGCUUCUUUACUCUUUGUGCUGUUUGCUCAUUACAAGGUUUACAUGUUAGAAAAGAUGUUUCUGCAGGCUUGUAAUAAAUGUUGGGACAGUUAGGUGGAGGUGUUGUAUCA